Messenger RNA from Gloeophyllum trabeum ATCC 11539, 1680 nucleotides. RefSeq lists its product as uncharacterized. Lineage: Eukaryota; Fungi; Basidiomycota; Agaricomycetes; Gloeophyllales; Gloeophyllaceae. The transcript has 3 exons. The record is from RefSeq and is a predicted model, not a curated record. Bases 1 to 1680 code for a protein of 559 amino acids.
AUGCACCGUGCACUGGUCAUCCACGAUAUCCUGAAUCAGGUCCUUGGCUACCUUCAAGUCCAAAAGCGGUGGACGGAUACAAUUGACACUCGGCGCGAACGGCACGACCUAAUUUGUAUCGCCCUCACCUGCAAGGCCUUCCUCGACCCAGCGCUCGACGAGCUCUGGGCUCGGCUCGACUCACUGAACCCGCUUCUUAGGCUGUUGAGUGGGUUUCAGUGGACUGGAGACGUCUAUAUCCUCGCGGGUGGCGUGUCCCCUGGGGAGCUAGCACGGUUCUCCCGCUACGCAGCGCGCGUGCGCGAGCUCGAAUACAGGCGCGAUGCGUAUAUCCACCCAUCGGUCGUCCACCGACUCGUCGUAGCGCGAUCGGCGCCGCUACUCCCGGGAUUGCGUGUCUUACAGUGGGAUGAAGCGGAUCCGUCUUGCGCGGAAGUGAUGUUCUUGAUCACCCCUACGCUGAUGCGUGUCGAAAUACAACUCGCACAUAGUAAGCCAGGCUAUGAGAGAGAUGAACGACCCCUGGAGGCUUUCGUCAAUGCGCUCGCGGACACGGUCCCGAUGCUCCGGCACUUGGUCUUCACAGGAACGCUCAGGCAUAACCAUCUCGCACGACUCUCUGACUUGAAGUUCCUGCAAUCUGUCACGUUGAAGGGGCGUGCCCCAUUCAAAGGGCCGGGAAAUGCCUUCAGUCCCGAGGGCCCCGUGGUGCUCACAACGCCGCAGAUGUACUAUGACUUCUCGCUAAUGCAGCACCUGGCGGAGCUAGACAUCGAUGUCGACGGCCUGCAACCUCUCUACCCACCAUCGUAUUAUCACUUCCUCCAGCUCCGUUCUCUCCGGCUGACGGGUACCCUAGCGUAUAUCCUCCCCCUCCUCGACACGAUCUCAACUGGUCUCUUGACCUCCCUCUCGCUGAGUUUCGCGAGUCCACACAGCAGCACCUGUUGCGACCUACGCGCUCUGUUUUCCAAAGCGCCCCUCUACUCCGCGCGCCUGCGUCACCUCCGAAUUCACGCGUCGGCUCCGGCGCGGUGGCAGCCACCGGAAGCCCUUUCCUUCCAGGACGUCUUCGCGCACUUCCUCACGCCUGAUUCCACCAUGGAGGAGGUAGAUAUACACCUCGAGAAUGCCAUGAUCGCGAUGACGGACGCACACAUCGUCCAGCUUGCUGACUCCCUUCCGCUCCUCCGUACCUUCUCGUGCCGGUAUGCCAUGGCCGACGGUGGCGUAUCCCCGACCCUCUGGUGUUUGAUUCCAUUUGUGUACCGAUGCCCGUCCCUCACUUCCCUCGCGCUUCCGGUGCGUAUGCUCAUCCCGCCCGAGGACACGUGGCAAUUUUUGCCCCAGCGGGGGAUUCAGAUGCGGACGCUUGACCUGCUCGAAUGGCCUGAGGGCCAUGGGCAGAUGGGGUUCGAUGUGCGGGAGGUGGCAAGGAUGUUGGAUGUGUUGUUCCCCAACUUGGACCUCAACACCAUUGAACGGGAGUCGUGGAGGAGCACGAUGUGGAGAGAGGUGUUCGCAGCUAUUGGGGUGGCGACCGCUCGAGGAAGUAUGCAGGCAAUCCCCAACCAUGCCCUUCAGACUGUCGAAGACGACAUUGCCCACGUUGCCACGUCCGGCCCAGCCAGCGACCUUGUUCGCCAGACCGCCUACUUGGCACAGGAGGGCAGUCUCUAG